GCUCAUGAAUGACUUCCAGAGCGCUUCUAACCAAUACCGUUUCGCUCACGUUUUCUUCACGGAAGAAAAAAGAGCGUUCAGCUGAUAGCACCCCUUUGGUGCCUAGCUGCCAUGCCACCCGAAGGAAGCACGAGGGCUGGGAAACUGCCAGGUUGCCCAAGCCUAGACAGGGGAAGUCGAGAGUCGGUGGUCGGAUUCGAACCACAGACCUUCCGGUCACUUGUCCGGAUGAAUUAUUCAAUCGCUUAUGUCACUCCAAUUGCGCCGUUUUCCUGAAGACUCUCAAGGAGAUCAAUAUCGCCUUUUUGCCCGUGGAAUCACGAGUCUUCUCACUCGAUUCACCGCUGAGCUUCCAGUACUACUUCAACCCGUCUGUUAGACAACAGGGACAUCAUUUGGAGCGAAUAGCGGAACAGAUUGCUACUCUUUGCGCGACUUUGGGCGAAUAUCCUCUAAUUCGUUAUCGAAGGUUAGCGUCCCUUUUUGUUGUGUUGUCAGGCCAGUUACUUGUAGACAGCCAGCAUUUGUGUGUGUGUGUGUGUGUGUAUGCGUAUGGAGCCCACUCUACUAACUGUAUGUUUCCAGUAUGGGCUGCUGACAUGGUCUGCAAUGCCGUUUGUGAGAACUGGAACGGCUUUUCCAGAGGUCUCAUGCUUUAUGUCUGA
Messenger RNA from Opisthorchis viverrini, 665 nucleotides. RefSeq lists its product as hypothetical. Gene Ontology annotation, molecular function: syntaxin binding. Gene Ontology annotation, cellular component: plasma membrane; secretory granule. The coding region runs from base 9 to 665 and encodes 218 amino acids. The record is from RefSeq and is a predicted model, not a curated record. The transcript is spliced from 3 exons. NCBI's taxonomy places the organism in Eukaryota, Metazoa, Platyhelminthes, Trematoda, Opisthorchiida, Opisthorchiidae. Gene Ontology annotation, biological process: intracellular protein transport; neurotransmitter secretion; vesicle-mediated transport.